GUCCAGCACCCGGGCAAAGAGCCCUCGAGCCCCCGGGCGGCCGCGCUCCCCAUGCCCCUGCACCCAUCGCCCAGGGCCGAGCUGGGCACGGCGCUCUGAAGAUGGGGGACCAGAAGGACGCCCUACGGAAGAUCAUCACCACGCUGGCCGUGAAGAACGAGGAGAUCCAGAACUUCAUCUACGGCCUCAAGCAGAUGCUGCAGAACGUGGAGGCGAACUCCACCAAGGUGCAGGAGGACCUGGAGGGGGAGUUCCAGUCCCUGUACUCCCUGCUGGACGAGCUGAAGGAAGGCAUGCUCAUGAAGAUCAAGCAGGACCGGGCCAGCCGGACCUACGAGCUGCAGAACCAGCUGGCUGCCUGCACCAAGGCGCUGGAGAGCUCCGAGGAGCGGCUGGAGACGGCCAACCAGACGCUGGAAGGGGCCGAGAACCACGACUUCAACCAGGCUGCCAAGCAGAUCAAGGAUAGCGUGACCAUGGCCCCAGCCUUCCGGCUCUCGCUCAAGGCCAAGGUGAGCGACAACAUGAGCCACCUGAUGGUGGAUUUCACCCAGGAGCGCCGCAUGCUGCAGUCCCUGAAAUUCCUCCCAGCGUUCAUGUUCCGCUUGGACGCCAGCACCUGUCACCAGAACCUGAAGGUGGAGGAGCUGAGCGUGGAGUGGGACGCCAUGGGGGGCAAGGUGCAGGACAUCAAGGCCCGGGAGAAGGACGGGAAGGGCAGGACGGCGUCCCCGGUGAACUCCCCCGCCAGGUGCCUGCAGUCUCCGAAGAGGAUGCCCUCGGCCCGCGGGGGCAGGGACCGCUUCACGGCCGAGUCCUACACAGUGCUGGGCGACACGCUGAUUGACGGGGGAGACCACUACUGGGAGGUGAGGUACGACCGGGACAGCAAGGCCUUUGGCGUGGGCGUGGCCUACAGGACCCUGGGCAAGUUCGACCAGCUGGGCAAGACCUCGUCCUCCUGGUGCGUCCACCUCAACAACUGGCUGCAGGUCAGCUUCACCGCCAAGCAUAACAACAAGGCCAAGGUCCUGGACGUGCCCGUGCCCGACUGCAUCGGCGUCUACUGCAACUUCCACGAAGGUUUCCUGUCCUUCUACAACGCCCGAACCAAGCAGCUGCUCCAUACGUUCAAGGCCAAAUUCACCCAGCCGGUGCUUCCUGCCUUCAUGGUUUGGUGCGGCAGCUUCCACGUCUAUUCUGGACUGCAGGUCCCCAGCACUGUCAAAUGCCUCCAGAAGCGAAACAGCGCCACCAGCAGCUCCAACGCCAGCCUGACUUAGACGCACGUGGCCCCCUGGCGCGGUGGGACCGGGCCACCUCCUGGCUCCCGGGAACCAGGGAAAGACGCACGGUGGCCUGUUGAGUUGUCUUUCCUCCCGGUUCCUGGAAGGCUGCUCGAGGCGGAGAGGCUGGUGCUGCAGCCACUCGAACGCUCUGAAUGUACCGAGACUUAUCUACCUACGAUUGUAAACCUCCCUCCCCCUCCCAGAGCAUCCCUUCCCGCCUCCUCACACUUGCCUUUAAGAGACAGGGGCACGUCCACGAGCCAGCCUCGUGCCAAAAGCAGGCCGUGCAGAUGACCGCCUUUAAGCGCACCCCGGUCUCAAGUCCAGGGGAUGGGGCCUCCUCUGGCUGAAAGCGUUUGGUGUGGUUUUUUUUUUUUUUUGGUCCUGGCAGUCAUAAAACCCGACGCUUAAAGGUGGUACCGGGAACGUGGGCACUCGUCUGCUUUUAGAGCCCGUUAGCCUCUCGGAUGACAAAAGCUGCUUCUGGCCUUAAUAAUAAACCUAG
Messenger RNA from Terrapene triunguis (Three-toed box turtle), 1794 nucleotides. It is a transcript of the gene FSD1, whose product is annotated as fibronectin type III and SPRY domain containing 1. The record is from RefSeq and is a predicted model, not a curated record. Gene Ontology annotation, molecular function: protein binding. The coding region runs from base 102 to 1283 and encodes 393 amino acids. The transcript is spliced from 11 exons. NCBI's taxonomy places the organism in Eukaryota, Metazoa, Chordata, Testudines, Emydidae.